This is a messenger RNA of Ctenopharyngodon idella (grass carp), 620 nucleotides long. It is a transcript of the gene rpl22l1, whose product is annotated as ribosomal protein L22-like 1. The transcript has 4 exons. The coding region runs from base 121 to 501 and encodes 126 amino acids. Gene Ontology annotation, biological process: cytoplasmic translation. Gene Ontology annotation, molecular function: RNA binding; structural constituent of ribosome. Gene Ontology annotation, cellular component: ribosome. NCBI's taxonomy places the organism in Eukaryota, Metazoa, Chordata, Actinopteri, Cypriniformes, Xenocyprididae. The record is from RefSeq and is a predicted model, not a curated record.
AGUACCUAUUAAAAGUAAUUUGAGGACCUGCACCAAACCGGCAGCCAAUCAAAUACGAGAAAUUUCGUGAACUCUUGCGCGGACACAAGGCACUUCCUCUUUCAAGCCAACCUCACCAAGAUGGCACCGAAAAGGCAGACUGUUGUGAAAAAGAAUAAAAAGGGUGCUUGCUGGAAGUUCACCCUGGACUGUACUCACCCUGUGGAGGAUGGGAUUCUCGACUCUGCCAACUUUGAAACCUUUCUGAAAGAGAAGGUGAAGGUUAAUGGCAAAACAGGCAACCUGGGAAAUGUAGUGCAAAUUGUGCGUCAGAAGAACAAGAUCAAUGUCACAUCAGAGAAGCAGUUCUCUAAAAGGUAUCUUAAGUACCUCACAAAGAAGUACUUGAAGAAGAACAACCUGCGAGACUGGCUGAGGGUGGUGGCUUCUGAUAAGGAAAGCUAUGAGCUGCGCUACUUCCAGAUCAGCCAAGAUGAUGAAGAAUCUGAUGCCGAUGAAUAAAGCUCUGUCUUGAAAUAUGUUUGAUGGGUGUAUCAAGGUCCUGUAUAAGCUGUCACAUCUUCAAAUGCAGGAUUACAUGUUUUGAUAUCUGAUUGUAAAUAAAAAGAUACACACAGAAA